GGCAAUCUUCUUGUCCACGGACUCUGUCCUGGAAUCAACCUUGAGGACAAGACGGAUAAGUUAUGGCAGCUUUUCCCUCCAGGGGUCGCCACAGCAAAUGAAUGAAUCGCUUCCAUCCAACCCUCUCUUCUGCAUAUGAAUACUGAAUAAAGACGAGACGUCAAUGUCAUCACUGAAAAGUCCACCAGUCCAUGACCGAGUCUACAACGUGGACGUGAUAUGGUCCAUGGGCUCAGAGCGGCUGGAGAUGCGCAAGAGACAGAUGCAGGUCCACCAGGAAGCCGCCGCCAGUGUCCUCCAGGCCCGCCACAGGAUGGGGAACACCCCCAGCAACGCCUCCAACGCCUGCUGCUUCUGCUGGUGCUGCUGCUGUAGCUGCUCCUGUUUGACCGUUCGAGGCGAGGACGAAACAAUACAGAGGUCGACCUGCGAUCGAAGAACCGAAGGAGCCAACAACUGUGAAGAAAGCCCCAAACCCACCCUGGAGGACGCACGAUCUUGGACCACGUCCUUCGAGAAGGUGAUGAAGAGCGCGGCGGGGCGAAGCUGCUUCCGUCAGUUCCUACGCACAGAGUUCAGCGAGGAGAACAUGAUGUUCUGGCUGGCCUGCGAGGAGCUCAAGAAGGAGACCAAUAAGACGGUGGUAGAGGAGGAAGUGCGGCAGAUAUACGAGGACUUCAUCUCCAUCCUCUCGCCGAAAGAGGUCAGCCUGGACUCCCGCGUCCGCGACGUGAUUAACCGCAACAUGCUGGAGCCCACCUCGCACACCUUUGACGACGCCCAGCAGCAGAUCUACACGCUGAUGCAGAGGGACUCGUACCCGCGCUUCAUCAACUCCACCGCCUACACGGAUCUGCUGAAGAGCCUGGAGGAGCCUUCACCGCCCAUUCCUCCUCCGCCUCCUCCUCAGAAGCCAUAGAAGCCUCUCCUUGGCACUCAAAUAGCUUUAAAAAAUGGCGCAUGUGUCCCCCCCCCCAGCGGGGGGAGUUCCUGUUUUAGAGGCAGACGGGAUAAGCCAGCUUGUUUAUCCAUCCACGAUUCGCUAAGCUAACUAGAAGAAACGAAAGUCCAGGAUCAGAACAUAUCUCUAUUUUUAUAUCCUCCCUAGCGCUUCUCCACAUUGCACUUUUCUACCUUGCUUCAGACGGCCAGCAUGCGUCUCCCCGCCCGUCUAUCUGGGCGUGGGCGCCGCAUCGUACCCGCCCAUCUAUGUGGCUGUGGGCGCCGCAUCGUACCCGUCCAUCUAUCUGGCCGGGGGCGCCGCAUCGUACCCGUCCAUCUAUCUGGGCGUGGGCGCCGCAUCGUACCCGUCCAUCUAUCUGGCCGUGGGCGCCGCAUCGUACCCAUCCAUCUAUGUGGCCGUGGGCGCCGCAUCUCGCUGUGUUUAGGUCUGUGGUGAGCCUUAACGCGUGUCCCGUUGUCGUAGGACCUUUCGAUGUGACGCCAACUUAAGAGGAAGGAAAGUGCCUUGGAAUAAGAUCUUCUACACGAGCACCUUUGGAGCUACCAAGACGAGGUGCCACAUUGACUUCGCAACACGUUGGUGCUUUCUGCUCUUCUCCAGCUUUCAUACCUGGGAAUAAUCAUAGGAAAAAUUUGAAGGAAUAGAUCUCCUGCGUGCGUUUCAAUACUGUGAUCAUUUUCAAAAACAAGAAAAAAAAACAUGGCCGCCGCUCUAGUUGUGUAUUGGGGAGGUUUGUGUGAACCCUUCAAAUUGUCACCAAUCAAAUAAAAGCACAAUCAUGUUGGCUUCUGCUGUUGCCGUGUAGUAAACAGACAUUCAAGCCAGGGGAUGUUUUCUUUGAAAAUAUGUAUUUUCAUGAUUUGUUCAUGAACGUUCACUGUCCUACAAUGUUUGCGUUUGGCCCAAAAGGGAGGAUUCAUAACAGCAAGAAGUAAAUAAGACAACGUUGAAAUGAUAGCAUACGUGAGACAUGGUAGCGAGAAGCGGCUUCCUGUGGUCUGAUUUGUGAAUAGUAACAAAUAAAGUUGUCUAUUAUUAAUAUUCCACAUGUAAUCAUAAAGAAGAAAAACAACAGUAGUAGCCCUAGUUAGUCCUUAGCUAGGAAAUGGCUUUUAGCAUCAACAAUCAAGCUAACGUCACUCUACCGUAACAUUGACCAUCGCAUGGCUCCAAGUCGGG
Doryrhamphus excisus (bluestripe pipefish) is the source of this 2143-nucleotide messenger RNA. The record is from RefSeq and is a predicted model, not a curated record. NCBI's taxonomy places the organism in Eukaryota, Metazoa, Chordata, Actinopteri, Syngnathiformes, Syngnathidae.